AUGGUCAUGUCCGCCUUUGACAGAUUCAUAGACUCGCAGUUCGCCAAAUAUGAUCCAGGAAAAACGUUGACGCUCUAUCCCCACAAGGUAGUCGAUCCAUAUGGCCUGGAGCAUUACGAUAAUCCACCGAAACUGGCUGUUCCAGAGGGCCACCUCCGUGACUUCGACCCCAAGGCUCACAGCCCCAAGACACACGGCUCUGUUGAAGUCAUCAAGCUUCUAUCAGGUGGCAUCGGCGGCGGCGCUCAAGUCCUGCUGUGCAAAGUUUCGAAACAACCCGCUGAAUACAGACCGUCCCACGCCCCGUUCCCGGAGCCGCAAAGAUACGUCGUCGCCAAAAUCUUCGAUCCCAUGUUCUUCCCGGGCGACGACGAAGUCCUCUCUGCGCUGGUAGGGAACGAUGUUUUCGCCGAGCAGCUCCUGAGCCGCGAGUCCGGAGCGUACGAGUACCUCUACGACAGGGGAAAGCCCAAAGCCCCUCCAUCCGAUUCCAAGGGAAAGGGCAAGAAGCAGGAAACCAGGAACACAAUUACCGGUCACCCCAAUCUCAUCCCCCAGUACUACGGAACCUGGGCCAUCAGGUUUAGGAUGGGCAACGGCAAGUACAGGGAGGCCGGCCUGGUUCUGAUGGAGUACAUUGAGGGCCACGCCAUCGAAGAGCUUUGCGAUAGGGACGAAGACAACGGCUAUCUCCUCCCGGUCACCGAAGAGGUCAUCUUCCACGAUCUCGCCGGCUCGGCAAGCACGACCCAGGCCAGGAAGGUAAAGUUGACCGAGCCUUUCCGGCUGAAGGCCUUUCGCGAGAUACUCCACCAACUCGCGGUCCACAUGCACAUCAGCGUCGAACACGCCGACUUCAUCCCGGCAAACGUCAUCAUCACCCUUCGCAAUCACGGGGGAAUCAAUGGUGUAUGGCGCAAGACAAAGUAUGCGCAAGGCCCCGGCAGGGAGCGGCACUGUCUCGAGUGGCUUCCCAACCCCCCUCACCCAAUGGAACGAACAUCUCCCCAGGGUAUGGAGCUGUACAUUGGCUGGUUCGACGCCGAGUGGUCGGAAGAGCGGUUCGACGAGUGGUUGGUGCAAGAGUUUGGCCCUCUGGAGGAAGGCUCGGAGGAUGGCUCGAAUGGAAAGUACUCUACGUUUGCCACGCUGGAUAAGUUAGAGGCCGAUUAUUUCAAGAAGAAAGAUGAGGAGGCGAAGGAGGAGAUAAGAGCUCAGCAGGACGAGGCAAUCAGGCUCAUGGCUUCUGCGAGUCGCAAGGCCAGCGACGAGCGCGCGCAAGACUCGCAAAGCCGAGCAAACCCUCCCUCCACAAGCCGUCGACAGCAGAACCGAUCCGACGAGUCCACCUCGACGGAGAGUGGCGAAGAAGGCAUUCCACGCAGCUUGUACCGGAAGCUCCAGGAAGCGAAACUCGCAGCCAGCGAGAGCAGUUUUGGCGGCUCGCCCUCCCCUCGGUUGACACCCCGCUCGGCGCAGAAGUCGGCGGAGAACGAGGAGGAGAUGGAUACCAUUGAAGAGGAAUAG
Molecule: messenger RNA, 1527 nt
Organism: Colletotrichum fioriniae
Lineage: Eukaryota; Fungi; Ascomycota; Sordariomycetes; Glomerellales; Glomerellaceae
Source: RefSeq, a predicted model, not a curated record